GAUCGAAUCUCUUUCAACAUAUGUAACUACCCUAAGGCCCAGAGACUACAUAGAGUCUAAACGUGGUUCUGAUACAGUCGCAUGGAUUGCGCUGGCAGCUACGAUCAGGAUUCCACACCAGAUGGAGCGAAAAUAUACUGCAAAUGGUUGGUCCGAGUUAGAAUGCCAUGAAACUUUGAACUCGAACCUGCCUCUCAUAAGCAUAAUUUAUCUCCUAUCGUCUUAUUGCAGUACAACACCUGCUCUCUGACCUUAUCCUCUCUAUCGUUGAAGGAGAUCUAGCAUGCGUACUACGGGCUAUGCUGCACUUCUUUGCUGGUUUAUUUCGAGCGCAGUCUCCCUCUAUACCAAGAAAGGCUCGUUUAUUGGGUCAGAUUUCUUGACUGCUUUCGAAUGGGAUACAUUCGAUGAUCCCACUCACGGACGGGUCAACUAUGUUGACCAACAAACUGCCUUGUCAAAAAAUCUGACGAUUGCCUCUGAGGGAAAAUUCAUUAUGCGUGCGGACUACACCGACAUUGUGAUAAGUGGCUCUCGCGGACGUGACAGCAUACGCAUUCAUUCCAAAAACGCAUACGAUGACGCCAUUUUUAUACUUGACCUUUCGCACAUGCCAGAGGGCUGCGCUACUUGGCCUGCUUUUUGGACUCUCAGCCAGCUGGGUCCUUGGCCAAAUGGUGGUGAGAUUGAUAUUAUCGAAGGCGUGAAUCUACAGAACCACAAUCUCGCAUCGAUGCACACGACACCGAACUGUACGAUGUCCAACCCCUCGACAAUGCAAUCCACAGAUUGUAAUGCAGCUGUCAACAAUAAUCAAGGUUGCGGAGUUUCCUUCAGUGACUCGUACGCACUUGGCACCGAUUCGUCAUACGGCUCAGGCUUCAAUCUGCUGGGUGGUGGGUGGUAUGCUAUGCAAAAGGAUCCAGAGGCUGGUAUAAAUGUCUGGUUCUGGCCAAGGAACGACAUUUCUGUCCCGGUGGACGUCAGGGACUCCACAGUACCGUUUGUCGGACCAACAACCUGGGGUUCUCCCCAGGCACGGUUUCAGACAGGGCAGUACUGUGACUAUGAAACACAUUUCGACGCUCACGAAAUUGUCUUUGAUUUGACUUUUUGUGGUGACUGGGCAGGCUCAGUGUUUCCUAGUUCUGGCUGCAGCCCCAUGUCAUGUGCAGACUUCGUGGAUCAAAAUCCUUCAGCAUUCACUAACGCGUACUGGGAAAUCAAUUCCCUGAUUAUUUAUACAAAGGACACCUCAUCAUAG
Molecule: messenger RNA, 1264 nt
Organism: Serpula lacrymans var. lacrymans S7.9
Lineage: Eukaryota; Fungi; Basidiomycota; Agaricomycetes; Boletales; Serpulaceae
Product: glycoside hydrolase family 16 protein
Exons: 5
Coding region: 284-1264 (326 amino acids)
Biological process (GO): glucan catabolic process
Molecular function (GO): hydrolase activity, hydrolyzing O-glycosyl compounds
Source: RefSeq, a predicted model, not a curated record